AUGUCUGGACGCGGCAAGCAGGGCGGCAAGGCGCGCGCCAAGGCCAAGACCCGCUCAUCCCGAGCCGGCCUGCAGUUCCCCGUGGGCCGCGUGCACCGGCUGCUGCGCAAAGGCAACUACUCGGAGCGGGUGGGCGCCGGCGCCCCGGUCUACCUGGCGGCCGUGCUGGAGUACCUGACGGCCGAGAUCCUGGAGCUGGCUGGCAACGCGGCCCGCGACAACAAGAAGACGCGCAUCAUCCCGCGUCACCUGCAGCUGGCCAUCCGCAACGACGAGGAACUCAACAAGCUGCUGGGCCGCGUCACCAUCGCGCAGGGCGGCGUCCUGCCCAACAUCCAGGCCGUGUUGCUGCCCAAGAAGACCGAGAGCCACCACAAGGCCAAGGGCAAAUAAGCCGCCUCAAAAACCUUCCAGUUAAGCCAAAGGCUCUUUUCAGAGCCACCCACGUUUUCAUGGGAAAGAGCUUUGCGUCUGUUUCAUGUCAACCAGGUGGCAAACAUGGAGAACAAAUGCUCCCCUAGCGCCCAAUAGCAGAUUUAGGUUCGCAAAGGGGCAAGUCAGAGUCACUGACCCCAACUGACCUGGAGCUCGCCGUGUAGACCUGGAUCUCCGGAGCCCGCUGCCAUGAUUCCCUGAAAUCAUUUCUUAAUCCCAGAGUUGAGGUCACUUCGAAACUCAAAAGGUUUGUGGCCGCCACUAAGUCAUAACUUAUGGGCACAUAUCUCUGACACAGAUCAUCUGGUGCACCGGUCCGGGCCUGCCUGCUUCUGGUCUCCAGCGAAAUUCGGUGCCCUCGGAUCAGGAAGCUAGCCGCGUGAGGUGCUGACCCCGAACUGUGCCGCCUCCCCAAGGAUGCCCGUUCCCGUGAAUGCUCCUGUCUUGUGGAUACCCGGUCCCUGUGGAUCUGGAAUGUCUUUGACAUUUGUAAUUAAUGACAUCGCAAAUAUAUAUGUUUUUGUUUCUUUUCCUGUACUUAAAAGUGCUUCAAAACACAUGACCCAAAAAGUGCAGAGCCUGGCGUGGUGGUGCACGCCCUUAAUCUCGAUAUAGGGCUGAGAUCCGUGUUCCAGGACAGCCAGCUCUACAUAGGGAGUUCUAGGCCCGAUCCGACUGCAUAGUGAGAGUCCCAUCUCAAAUAAGUGCUCAAAAUAUCUAGUCGUGAUAGCCAUUCAAGAUGCGCCCCAAACCAGUGAACUGUUGGUUUUAAUAGGAUUUUUAGAAGCUUUGUAGCACAAUUAUUGGGUGGUUUUCUCGUUCCAUUGUUCAAUCCUUAAAAGUACAUUCCAAGUUAAGUAGUACCGUCCUUUAGAAGCAGGGCUUUAUGGCACAUAUGAACAUAAAGUUAAAAAUA
Nannospalax galili (Upper Galilee mountains blind mole rat) is the source of this 1351-nucleotide messenger RNA. Its product is annotated as histone H2A type 1-B/E. Lineage: Eukaryota; Metazoa; Chordata; Mammalia; Rodentia; Spalacidae. The record is from RefSeq and is a predicted model, not a curated record. The transcript has a single exon. Gene Ontology annotation, cellular component: nucleosome. Gene Ontology annotation, molecular function: protein heterodimerization activity; DNA binding; structural constituent of chromatin. Bases 1 to 393 code for a protein of 130 amino acids.